AUGUACGCCUCAACAUUAUUAGUCUCGCUACUCGGUGCCUCGAGUGUCAUCGCCGCCCCGACAUGGCCCGCAUUCAACUGGAAUGCCGCCAAGCCUGACGGGCUCGAGACCGUAUCCGAGUACUUCAAUAUGUUGGCACAGAAGGUCGAGAUAGGAAAAUACAUGUCGUCAGCCCCAAUUUGUGAUAUCUCAAAGGCACAGAUGGCUGCAGCCCCUGAGCCACUGACUCCUCCGUCUCCUGGUUUAAUCCUAAAGCACGUGGCUAUCGGCCGCGGAACGCAGAACUAUACCUGUGACACAACCAACGCGACCGCCGUUCCCAUCGCCGCUGGUGCCGUAGCCACACUCUUCAACGCGAGCUGCGUCGCCUCUGCGUACCCGGAUCUGCUGAAUCUCCUGCCCAAGCUGGCUCUCCAGUUCAACCUCACGGCGCAGGAAGACGCGCGCAUGGGCCCCACGAACCUGAUCAUCUCCGGCAAACACUUCUUCACCAACAACACGACGCCCUUCUUCAACCUCGAUACGACGCAGAACCAGAUCGGCGAAGCGAGCUGCUCCAAGGACAGCCAGACCAACGCGCCUGCCGACGCACCUAAGGGUCAGCAAGGCGAGAAGGCCGUCCCCUGGCUCCGCCUCAAGACGCAAUCCGGCUCCACAGGCAACCUGCAGGAGGUCUACCGCAUCGAGACGGCAGGAGGCAGCGCGCCGGCCACGUGUCAGGGACAACCGGCAGCAUUCGAGGUGCAAUACGCAGCACAAUACUGGUUCUGGGAAGGCGAAUCUCAGGCGUGA
Messenger RNA from Daldinia childiae, 792 nucleotides. Its product is annotated as putative malate dehydrogenase protein. The transcript is spliced from 3 exons. Lineage: Eukaryota; Fungi; Ascomycota; Sordariomycetes; Xylariales; Hypoxylaceae. Bases 1 to 792 code for a protein of 263 amino acids. The record is from RefSeq and is a predicted model, not a curated record.